Messenger RNA from Olea europaea var. sylvestris, 1428 nucleotides. RefSeq names its product putative late blight resistance protein homolog R1A-10. Bases 1 to 1428 code for a protein of 475 amino acids. Lineage: Eukaryota; Viridiplantae; Streptophyta; Magnoliopsida; Lamiales; Oleaceae. Gene Ontology annotation, biological process: defense response to other organism. The record is from RefSeq and is a predicted model, not a curated record. The transcript has a single exon. Gene Ontology annotation, molecular function: ADP binding.
AUGUUGAGUCAAGUCAUCUCAGAAUUGCAGCAAGAAUAUGAGGGCCUACAGAAGAUUAUAAAAGAACUCAGUUUCAUUUCAGAAGAGAUGGUGAAGAGGAAGCGCAUGAACCACAAAAAAGAUCUACAUCUAAGUAAAACUUUGCCUGUUGAUUCAUCAAAAUCUAGUUCCAGUAUCAAGAGUGGUAUGGUUGGAUUUGAUGAUGAGUUGAUUCAAAGUAAGGAUCGACUCACUGGAUCAUCCACAAAACUUGAAAUCAUUUCAAUUGUUGGAAUGGAAGGUAUUGGUAAAACUAGACUAGCUGAAAAUAUUUAUGAUGACUCACUUAUUGUGAAACGCUUCCACACUCGUGCUUGGAUAAGGGUAUCUCAAAAUUAUCAUGUACAAGAAAUGCUCAUUAGUGUUCUAUACUCAAGAAGAAACCUUAGUCAUGAAUCAUAUGAAAAUGAUACUGAAAAACUGGGUGAGCAAUUAUACAAAACUGUGAAGGGAAACAGAUAUCUCAUUGUAAUGGAUGACGUGUGGGACACCAAGGUAUGGGAUGAAGUCCAAAGGUUUUUUUCCGAUGACAACAAUAGCAGUCGGAUCAUAUUGACUACUCCAAAGUUAUAUGUGGCUCUUUAUGCCAACUCUUCCAGCCCUAUUUGCCAUCUGAGUUUAUUAAGUUCCAUACAAAGUUGGGAAUUGUUGCGUCACCUGGUAUUUGGGAAACAAUGUCAUCCUCCUGAAUUCGAGGAAAUUGGAAUGGCCAUUGCAAAUAAUUACAGAGGACGUCCACUUUCAGUCUCAGUUAUUGGUGGCCUCCUCUACAGAAGCAAGAGGACAGUUGAUCAUUGGAUACAGGUAAAACGAAAUAUCAACUCUGUAGUAACUGGCCCGGAGGACCAAAUCAUGGAGAUCCUAUCAUUGAGUUAUAAUGACUUGCUGUAUCAUCCGAGAUCAUGUUUCCUUUAUAUGGGAGCUUUCCUUGAAGAUCGUCAGAUCCAAAUACCCAAACUCAUCAAGCUAUGGGUUGCCAAGGGAUUUGUUAAGCCAAUUGGUUCUAAAAGCUUGAAAGCAAUAGUUGAGACAUAUUUGGAAGAUCUUAUUGAUAGAAAUAUGGUUCUCAUUCUUAAGAGAACUUUUACUGGUAAAAUCAAAGCCUGUGGCCUCCAUGAUCUCAUGCGAGACUUCUAUGUAAGGAAAGCUCAGGACGAGAAGUUUCUUCAGGUCAUGGAUCCACAUGUUGAGUUCUCUCGCAUAAGUAUCCAUUCAGAUAUUUAUAAUCACUUUCCAGAAAUUUGCCUCCCCUGUUCGAUCUUUUCUACAAUUCCAUAUCCAAAUGACGGGUACGAGAAACAUUUUUAUUCCCUUCCCACUGCUAAGGGUAUUGAAUGCAUCCAACCUAAUGUUGCCGAGGUUCCCAGUCGAAGUAAUAGAACUGGUUAA